Messenger RNA from Rosa chinensis, 537 nucleotides. RefSeq lists its product as uncharacterized. Lineage: Eukaryota; Viridiplantae; Streptophyta; Magnoliopsida; Rosales; Rosaceae. The transcript has 4 exons. The record is from RefSeq and is a predicted model, not a curated record. Bases 1 to 537 code for a protein of 178 amino acids.
AUGGGGAUGAUGAUGCAUGGUGACUAUGAUAGUGUUUCCUGUCGCAGUGAUGGCAAUGACUGCGAUAACGAAGACACUGGAAGCCAUUGUGGCCUUUCACUACAGAAGCUGAAUUUAGGACCAAGAAAGAAGCUUCUUGUUUUCAAUCUCCAUGGGUGUUUAAUCAACAGGGUUUACCGGCACGACAGUCAGGCCAGAAUUCCAAGUGAUCGUAGUCCUGAUGGCAGAUAUGGAAAUCAUCUAGUUUUUAAAAGACCUUUUGCAGAGGGGUUCAUGCAAUUCUGUUUUGAAAGAUUUGAAAUUGGCAAUAUAGUCUUCUGCCCAAGAGAAAAUGUUGAUGAUAUCUCGGAGUGUAUGAUGGGAAGACUGAGAAACAGGCUGUCAUUUGUUUGGGAUCAAGUUGAAUGCACUGAAACCGGGUUCAAGUUGGUAGAGAAUAGAUCGAAGCCCUUGUUUCUUAAAGAACUGAAGGAAUUGUGGAAAUAUCUUGAUUGGCAGUAUUCUGAAUCCGACACACUGUUGAUUGAUGGUAAGUAG